Molecule: messenger RNA, 2993 nt
Organism: Calypte anna (Anna's hummingbird)
Lineage: Eukaryota; Metazoa; Chordata; Aves; Apodiformes; Trochilidae
Gene: RAP2A
Product: RAP2A, member of RAS oncogene family
Exons: 2
Coding region: 116-667 (183 amino acids)
Biological process (GO): Rap protein signal transduction; negative regulation of cell migration
Cellular component (GO): plasma membrane
Molecular function (GO): GTP binding; GTPase activity; GDP binding
Source: RefSeq, a predicted model, not a curated record
CGGCGGCAGAGGCGGCAGCAGCAGGCAGGGUGGGGCGGCCGAUGGCGGGAGGGUGAGGAGGGGCCGUCGGCAGGUGCGGGUCUGGCGGGCGGUCCGCGCUGGCGGCGGCGGGAGGAUGCGCGAGUACAAGGUGGUGGUGCUGGGUUCGGGCGGGGUGGGGAAGUCGGCGCUCACGGUACAGUUCGUGACCGGCACCUUCAUCGAGAAGUACGACCCCACCAUCGAGGACUUCUACCGCAAGGAGAUCGAGGUGGACGCCUCCCCCUCCGUCCUGGAGAUCCUGGACACGGCGGGUACCGAGCAGUUCGCCUCCAUGCGGGACCUCUACAUCAAGAACGGGCAGGGCUUCAUCCUGGUCUACAGCCUGGUCAACCAGCAGAGCUUCCAGGACAUCCGACCCAUGCGCGACCAGAUCAUCCGCGUCAAGAGGUAUGAGAAGGUGCCAGUAAUUCUGGUUGGUAAUAAAGUGGACCUGGAAAGCGAGAGAGAAGUCUCAUCGAGUGAAGGCAGAGCCUUAGCUGAAGAAUGGGGCUGCCCCUUCAUGGAGACCUCUGCUAAAAGUAAAACAAUGGUGGAUGAGCUCUUUGCAGAAAUUGUUAGACAGAUGAACUAUGCAGCACAGCCAGACAAAGAUGAUCCCUGCUGUUCUGCGUGUAAUAUACAAUAGCAUUAAAAAUGACCUAACCUGGACUUUUAUUUGCAGAAAUUUUGUAAGGUGGUAAAACUGUCUACUUCACUUCCUGGUUUGUGGGUCACUUGAAAUACAUCUGUCGUGAAGUAGCAACAUGAACUCAGAGCUGAGCAUUGAAAGUCAAUCACUGACUCUGAAUAUAAUUGGGUUAAAUGACCACAUCUCACCCGUUUUUCCCUUUGAGCACCUGCAAUGUUAUGGCCUAGCCAGCUGAUCUACAGGGUCGUUCCAGUCGGGCCUACGUGUGUGGAGAUGUCAGCCCCGCAGCAACAGCAGCUGUGUUUGAAGAAGCUGGAAAACUUCUGGAAAUGGGAAACAAAAGCAGUGGAGAGAAUGUCUCUGAAGACCACACACAAUUAGCAAAAGCAUGACAGGGGAGCCAAGUCUUUCAGUGUCUAUUUACCAUGCUUCAGGAUGUGCGCUAUCACUUGUGGCCGAGUUUGUUGAGUCAAAUAUGUUGAUUUCACCAGAACUUCUGACAGUGUUAGAGGAAGAGGCUACCAGAGACCUAUAUUUGGAUUUUUUUCAAAAUCGAUGCUAUUAUUUCUACACUUUAUCCCACAUCUUGAAAUAGAAAACUUCGCAUCAGUGUGUGAAAUGAGGGGUGAGAUCUGAAAACAAAUGAUGGGUGAAGAAACAGUCUGGCAUUGGAAUGUUUUAAAUUUUUCAUUUUGCUGCUCAGAAAAUGGAGGAUCGCUUCAGGUUUUGGUCUGCAAAAAGCCAAACAAACCCUCUGUUUACAAAGCAGGAAGCAUCUUUAUGUAUCACUUUACUGAACCAGGAGGAAGCAACUGUGAUGAAAAAAAAUUGCUGAGCCUUACUAACAAGGAACACUUUAAUAGAUUAACUAGUACCAUCUUGUAAGGAAAAUUAAGCCAUGUUGCAUCCAUAUGUUCCCUUCUGCAGAAACCUCGUGGGACAGUAUGAACAUCCUGCAUUUUUAAGUUUGUUAAAGAUGACAGUUUUUCUUGCCUUUAAGGGCUACAUUCUCUGGUGUGAUCCCUAACUAACCUUUGAAAAUCAAGUUUGCUAUUUGAUAGCUUUAAUGUUGAAAUCCUAAAUUGAAUAACCAUGUAAAAUCAUUUGGUUCAGAGGUGAAAUAGUUACAGUUGUAGUUCCUUAGGUGAGUGUGGAAAUGGCUCUUUAAUUGCCUGACACACUACUCAAAGGUUGCCCCGAUUACUGGAGUGUUAAAUGGUGGGAGCAAAUAUUUUAUUUUGAAAGGAUGCUUGAGCUCUGACUUGCUAGUUUCAUAGCAGUGAAGUAUUUAUCAUUUGCAUGACUAAUGGCACAGAAAUACCUAUUCCGAAGUCUUACAAUCAAAGUAUAGAAGAGUUUUCAAUCACAAUGUUUAGACUUUAAAUGCUGGAGAGAUUGUUGUGAGCUGGAGCUUUUAUAGGUAAAAUUUGCCAUCAAAAUACAGAGUCACCGAGCCUGUGGUCUAAAUAACACCAUGCGUUUAUUAGUUUUUCAAUCUUGUGCAGUAACAGUGUAGUUCCUUGUGUUUAAAUGAGUGAAAAGGGGGGUGCUGGGGUGUGUCUGUGUGUGUGUGUGUGUCGAGUGUGUAUGUGUGUGUGUACGUGGCCCUUAGAAAUGCUGUAAUUGGAGUUAGGUUAGAGAGUUUUGCCUCCAUCUGCAGAACUUCCUAAAAUGCUCUCAUCUGCCACAAAGAAACUUGAGUAGAAAACACCUUGCAGAUUUUCCUUCAUAAACAUCCAUAACAUUUUGAAUUAUAUAGCUCAGUGGAUGCUAACUAAAGGAAAUCAUUUUAAUGGAAGAGAACUGGCCAUCUCUGCCCUUAACCCUUCAAGACCUUGCCACAGCCAGUGUACUGAGGGGCAUUAGGUGUCACAAAACAUUAAGCCUUACUAGAACGUAAAUGUAGCCCAUUUCCCACCUACCUUGCAGAGCUUUUGUUACUGUACUUUGUUCUCUUAGGGAGAUAGGCACACUGUUUAUUCCUGGCAUCUGAAUGCCUGUUUUGGGUGCUCUGAAUCACCCUCCUAGAGGCACCUACCUCUUUCCAUUGACUAUAUAGCAAACUUAGGCUUUUAACUUUGACCCUCUGAGUCACAAAACUUAUAUGCCUAAACUAGAUGGUAUGAAUGUUCUCUUCCCCCCCCCCCACCCCGGCCACCCUGUGUGUCAGCCACCAUGCUUCAGCAAGAUGCAAGAUGUUGAAUUAGUGGUAUUUCAGGGUUUAACAUAUCUACACUGGGAAAUGGUUUGUUAAGCAGUGCGACCUAUCUAAAAGAGCUUGGCAGUGUGAGAUCCACUGCAUAAGUACUCCAAAAAAAAAAAA